This is a messenger RNA of Scophthalmus maximus (turbot), 4075 nucleotides long. RefSeq names its product mucin-5AC. The record is from RefSeq and is a predicted model, not a curated record. Bases 168 to 3008 code for a protein of 946 amino acids. The transcript is spliced from 9 exons. Lineage: Eukaryota; Metazoa; Chordata; Actinopteri; Pleuronectiformes; Scophthalmidae.
GCCACUACAGUGCUGUCAGCAGGACGUGAGAGGACAGAGAGCAACAGAGAGAAACGGAACAACAGUGAGAGAGAGAAAGAGCUCAUUCACUUCAACCACAGCUGACUCAAAAAUCCCACCACAGUGCACAGCAGGUUGGACAAAGAGCUCUCUCCCUGUCUCUCUACAUGAAAAUGGCCCCCACCACUCUAAAUAAAUACACAGGCUCCACAGGUAUCCUGCACCUCCUCCUAUUAGGACUACUUCUGCCAGCAGUAUUAGUGUCGGGUCAAAAUUCCACAUCAACCCCAAAUGUCACCACUGCAGCCAUGACAGUUAACAGCACCACCGAUCAGCCCUCGACGACCAUGAUGCCUGAAACCUCAGCAAACACCAGCAAUACCACCUCUGCCCCCUCUGUAGCCACAGCAAACGCUGUCAUCCAAUCUCCGACCAUCAGCACCAAUGCCGGAAGCACAGGAGCCUCUACCUCCCAGUCCCCCACUGCCACCUCUGGAUCUGCAACAACUUCAUCCACCACACAAUCCCCUAUGACGGCCGCCAAUGGCACAGCAACCACCAUCCUGUCCACCAACUCCACCACCUAUGAAGGUACAGUAAUUACCACCCAGUCACUCACAACCACAGCAACCUCCGGAGUCUCAGCAUCCACCAUCACCACCUCCGGAGGCACAGCGAAUCCCACCACCACCCAGUCGCCAACAACAUCAAACAUCUCCGGGGGCACAGCAAAUACCACCAUCACCCAGUCCCCCACAACCACAACCUCCUCCGGAGGCGCAGCAAAUACCACGACCACCCAGUCAUCCUCCACCAUCAACGCCUCUGGAAGCUCAGCAUCCAUCCCAGACACCCAGUCUCCCACAACAACCAUCAAUUCAGGAGGCACAACACUCACCAACUCCUCCACCCAGUCAUCCACCAUCAACACUCAGUCACCCUCCACCAACGCCUCUGGAAGCUCAGCAUCCAUCCCAGCCACACAGUCUCCCACAACAACCACCAAUUCAGGAGGCACAACAAUUACCAACCUCUCCACUCAGUCAUCCACCAUCUACACUCAGACACCGUCCAACAACACCUCCGGAGGCUCAGCAUCCACCACCAUCCAGUUUCUCACAACCACAGCAACCUCUGGUGGCUCAGCAUCCACCAUCAUCCAGUCUCUCACAACCACAGCUUCCUCCGGAGGCACAGUAAAUACCACCACCACCCAGUCAUCCUCCACCACCAACGCCUCUGGAAGCUCAGCAUCCAUCCCAGCCACCCAGUCUCCCACAACAACCACCAAUUCAGGAGGCACAACACUCACAAACUCCUCCACCCAGUCAUCCACCAUCAACACUCAGUCACCCUCCACCAACGCCUCUGGAAGCUCAGCAUCCAUCCCAGCCACACAGUCUCCCACAACAACCACCAAUUCAGGAGGCACAACAAUUACCAACCUCUCCACUCAGUCAUCCACCAUCUACACUCAGACACCGUCCAACAACACCUCCGGAGGCUCAGCAUCCACCACCAUCCAGUUUCUCACAACCACAGCAACCUCUGGUGGCUCAGCAUCCACCAUCAUCCAGUCUCUCACAACCACAGCUUCCUCCGGAGGCACAGUAAAUACCACCACCACCCAGUCAUCCUCCACCACCAACGCCUCUGGAAGCUCAGCAUCCAUCCCAGCCACCCAGUCUCCCACAACAACCACCACUUCAGGAGGCACAACACUCACCAACUCCUCCACCCAGUCAUCCACCAUCAACACUCAGUCACCCUCCACCAACGCCUCUGGAAGCUCAGCAUCCAUCCCAGCCACACAGUCUCCCACAACAACCACCAAUUCAGGAGGCACAACAAUUACCAACCUCUCCACUCAGUCAUCCUCCACCAACUCCUCAGGAGGCUCAGCAUCCACCACCAUGGAAAAUAUCACCACCCUAUCCCCCACCACCACUGCAACCUCCGGAGGCACAGCAAUCACCACUACCACUAAAUCCCCCACUACCACCUCCGGAGGCUCAGGAUCCAUCAGCUCUCAGUCCUCCACAAUAUCUAACAUAUCUGGAGUUAUAGCAACUACCACCAACCAAUUCCCCAACACCACUACCACCUCUGGAGGCAUAAAAAUCACCAUUACCCCCCAGUCUGCCACAAACAUCAACACAACAACCAGUGCCAAUUCUGCACCUUCAACAUCUAUGACGUCUUCUAAUUCAGUCAGUGUUGCAAUUUCAGGAACCACCUCUGCCUCCUCCACAGCUGGUUCUACAGCCAUGGCCCAGUCCAGCAACAUCACCACAACCUCGGGUUACAUGAAUGGAACUUCAUCAAACUUUAACUGCCCCUCAUUCAGCUGUAACUACUCAGACUGCUACACAAUGUACACCAGUCAAAAUGCCACUUCAUGUGCUGCUGGUUGCUAUUGUCAGCUGAUAAGGCAGAUGGACAUGUAUUACACUGUGAGCUGCAGCGACACUUGUGCUGCGAGCUGCGUCAAUGCCUCCCAGACCAACUGCUCUGAGAAGUGCUGCAACUUUACUGACUGCCUCAGCGGCAAUUUUGCAUCCAUGAUGACGAUGAAUGCCACCACAGUAACUGCAACCGCAACACAAGCAACGACUACAACGACCACACAAGUCAGUUCGACUGCUGCAAUUAACGGAAACAAAUGCCAUCAGGGUGUAUGUACCGGCACAACUUGCUACACAGCUUUCAUAAGUGCAGCCCUACAAAGCUGCUCAUCCUCACAGCCACACUGCCAGCUCAAAAAGGAGACCUUGGAGACAAAGUUGCAGUGGACGGCAGGUUGCAUCGCCAACUGCUCUGGCCAAACCUCGUGCACGGCCUCGACGCAACCUUCGUGUCAUCUAGAGUGCUGCAACGCCACCGCAACCUCCUGCCUGUGGCUGAAUGGCACGCUGAAUGUCCCCUCCUACGCCACGAGAGGCGCUCAUCUUCACACAGGGCUGAUUUCUUGCUUACUUCUACUGCUUGCCUUGGCUUCGAUGCUGUGAGUAUGAGCUGGCUCACUUGCUGCGUGGGUCGUCAGGUAACCAGAGCUCUGUGAAACUCCCAGUCCUUUUCAGAAAUAAAGCACCAUUUCAUACAUCUCAGUGAUAUUCAUGUGAUUGUACUGUACAUAUGUACUGUAUAUAUAAAUGUAUGUAUGGGACUAUGUAAAGAUUUCAUUUCUUGUGUUAUCAAUGCUUCCCCUCAUGUUUGAAAUCAGAUUCAAGACCAAUGAAAAAAUGGCUUUGAACAGCAUAUCUAAAUAAGAAAACAUAUCAAGUUCAAAUGUUUUUGUCUUCAUAAGUAACAAAAUAAGACAUCAAAACAAAACUUUUUUCUUCAGAUUAAAGUUUAAAAAACUUUAAAUUGUUCACUUUAAGAUGUGAAUUAUUUUCAACGGUGGCUUUUAAAGAAAAUAGCACAAAGCCUAUUUGGUUUAAUUGACAUAUAAAUAGACGGUAUUAGAAUAUUUUCUUUCACUUUCAUGUUGUCUUUGUGUAUAUGAAUAGUAAAAUAAUAUUUGUAUCAAAUGAAAGGAUUGAACACCUUGUUUUAGCCAUGACCCUGUCCAUAACUGUGAUUGAAUUCAUGUCCCGUCUUCUUGAAGAAAGUUUGCUCUGCGCCUUCCCACUGUCAACUGAUUGUGAACAAAUCAGAACUUUGGAUGGGCGAGUGAGCGGAAACGCAACCUUGCGUGGAUCAGGUGUUUGAAACCAUGUUUGAUUUUCAUCUUUUCAUCAAGCCAUUGUGAGAGUAACGCAGCUACGAGUCUAUAUGCACUUUAUGAAACUCAAAGGUUGAGCUGUCAAAGGGUCUUGUGAAGGUUCGCUGAAGAAUUUCUGUAAAUGUAAUCACAGUGAGAUGUGCAAUUAAGUGCUUUGGCUACUUUUUGUCAAUUUUUUUUUUGUGAAUCGUGAAUUGGAUGUCUGUGUGGUGUACAAAAUAUAUAUUUUUGGGGUACAAUGGUGUCAUGUAAAUGUUAAAUGAAAUCAGAAAGGUGUCUGUUUAUUCUAGUUUUGUGUACUGUAAAAUAUGACAAUAGUGCCUAAAAAAAUAUAUCUGAUAAACUAUA